AUGGCUUAUCUAAUUCCUGAAGCGUCUAAGAGCUCUAAACUCCCCGUCAAGAAUUUCAUCAAGAAUGGUAAAUGGAACACUGAUAAGCUUAAAACGAUUCUGUCAAACCAUAUCGCUGAGCAUAUCAACACUAUUGGCAUUGGCAACUCAAAUUUAAAGGAUCAAGUUUUUUGGGACCUCACAAAUUACGGGAAGUACUCUAACAAGACUGCCUGGAAUUUGGUAAGGUUUAGAAAUACUAAACAACCUCUCAUCAAUAAGGUUUGGCACAAUUCUAUUCCUUUUAAAAUGUCUUUUCUUGCUUGGAGAAUUUGGAAAAGGAAAGUUCCUUUUGAGGAUGUUAUUUUGAAGUUUGGAAAACAUUUAGAUUCUAAAUGUUAUUGUUGUACAGUUGCCCGUGAUCAAACUAUAGAUCAUGUCUUUAGUCAAGGCACAAUAACGAGUAAAGUUUGGAAUCUAUUUGUUUCUCCUCUUGGCAUCAAACAUUCUCAUUUGUCUGUUAGACAUGUUAUUAAUUUUUGGUAUGGAAAUCAAAAGAAAUUUAGAAUAUACAAGUUGGAGAAUUUAGUGGGAAGGUCUUUACAAAUGGCUAUUCAUAACACCUUUCAGAAAUACAACCUAAUUCUGCCUUGGAAAGACAUUUGCCAAGAUAUGUAUAAGCUUAAUCCUGUCAUCAAAACUCAAGUGGUUUGUUGGCAGAAACCAGACACGGGUAGCACAAAGCUAAAUACUGAUGGAAGCUUCAAUAAUAACAACGGGAAAGCAGGAUUAGGCGGAGCUCUGAGAUAUGAUAAUGGAGAUCUGAUCAUGGCGUUUUCUAUUAAAGCUCAUUGCAACAACCACAACAUUGCUGAAGCCAAGGCGGCAUGGUACGGGAUAAAUUGGUGCUUACAAAAUGGGUAUAACAAUUUUACAAUAGAAUCGGAUUCUACAGUGAUCACUGACAUGCUUAAGAAUAAGAAGGCGAGCAACUUCAGAUUGAACAAAAUCAUACAAGACACAACAGAGCUUCUUAGACAAGCAACUGUCAAGCAUACCUAUUGCUAA
Capsicum annuum is the source of this 1047-nucleotide messenger RNA. RefSeq lists its product as uncharacterized. The transcript has 2 exons. The record is from RefSeq and is a predicted model, not a curated record. NCBI's taxonomy places the organism in Eukaryota, Viridiplantae, Streptophyta, Magnoliopsida, Solanales, Solanaceae. Gene Ontology annotation, molecular function: nucleic acid binding; RNA-DNA hybrid ribonuclease activity. The coding region runs from base 1 to 1047 and encodes 348 amino acids.